Leptonychotes weddellii (Weddell seal) is the source of this 1214-nucleotide messenger RNA. The record is from RefSeq and is a predicted model, not a curated record. Lineage: Eukaryota; Metazoa; Chordata; Mammalia; Carnivora; Phocidae.
GGCCCCCCGGUCGCCGAUUCGCGAGGCGGCCAGUGGGCGGCUGGGCGGAGCCGCACCCCUCGGACACCCGCCGGGGCACCUGGCUCCAGAGUGGGCUCCCGGGCUGCCAUGGCGCGUCCCGUGAAGGUGAAGACCUGGUUGGAGGAGAACCGAGCCUCCUUCCUGCCCCCGGUCUGCAACAAGCUCCUGCACCAGAAGCAGCUCAAAGUCAUGUUCGUCGGGGGCCCCAACGUCAGGAAGGACUACCACAUCGAGGAGGGUGAGGAGGUGUUUUACCAGCUAGAGGGCGACAUGGUUCUCCAAGUCCUGGAGCGAGGGAAACACCGGGCCGUGACCAUUCGGCAGGGAGAGAUAUUCCUCCUGCCCGCUGGGGUACCCCACUCUCCACAGAGGUUUGCCAACACCAUGGGACUGGUCAUCGAACGGAGGCGGCUGAAAACGGAGCUAGAUGGGCUCAGGUAAAUGGGCCUUGUCCGGACAUCCGGGGAAGAGACAGGGGGCAAGCAGCCGCAAGUGUGGACUUUACAGAUAAGAAGACUGGGCACAGGGAGGUUGAGUUUGCUAGAAGGCAGCCGAGCUGGCGCUGUAGAGAAAUAGGAAAUUAGGGUCAGGAUGGUCUAGAUAGGAGUGUGAGUCAGCACCGAGGAGGGGACAAACACUGGUGCCACGUGGGGGGGCGGCGACUCUUUCCAGAGCUGAGCUCCCAGUGGGCUGCAAUCUGUCACCCACUUAUUAUCUGAUGCAGCCUGUGGCUCCGAGGGACACAGAUUUUUCCAAAAGCGAAACUAUUUUUUGUAUUUUUUAAUAAAAUUAAAAUUUCUCAACAAGUUCCUGAGAUCAGGAUACUUUGCCCCCAUCUCCUGUUACAAUGGAUUAUUUUUUAACGCUUCCCCUUUCUGUAAUCAGCAAAGUCAUACACGUUCAGUCUUGAAGUCAGGAAAAGUAAAAGAAAGCAAAUAAAGUUAAAACUAUGUCAGGAAGAGGGAAAAUGUUAUGGAAUGUGAAUGACGUCUCAAUAAAAUGAAAUGAACAAUAAUAAAGAGAAAACCAAAAAAACCCUGUCAUCUUACCAGUUAAACCUAACAAAGCUUAUUAACCUUCCAUCUUGCCUCUUUUCUGUGCAUAUCUACACCUUACAGCAUUGAAGUCUUAGCAAACAUGGGGUUGAAUUUUGAUUUUUUUUACUUAAAAAACUCCUGAGCAUUCCUUAUACU